AAAUUUUCAAUUAAAAAAUGGGUACAUACGUGUUUGCGCGAAACCAAGUCACAGAUAUUGAACUACUUAAAAGCAUGCAUUGGCUGAAGCUAUCCAGUUUAUUCAUCUCGUGCACCAACACACAUCAGGCGUCAGUGCAACUAUGGCGAACAAUCACGACUCCGAACUUCUGAAUCCCUUGAACUCUUCAAGUGAAGAAACCAGGCCCGUUGAAGCUGUUGAAGAAGAAGAAGAUGGAAAGCGAGAGCAGUGGACAAGAAAACUUGAUUUUCUGUUAUCAUGCAUUGGUUAUGCUGUGGGACUUGGCAACUUGUGGCGUUUCCCGUAUCUUUGCUACAUCAAUGGAGGAGCCUCCUUUCUGAUCCCAUAUUUGAUUUGCCUCGUGUUCUGUGGAAUUCCCAUCUUCUACCUGGAGGUCGCUCUUGGUCAGUAUGUUGGAAAAGGAAUCGUCAAAUCAUGGGCGGCAAUUUGUCCUUUGUUUGGAGGUCUUGGGUAUGCUAUGCUAGUGAUUACAUUCUUAAUCAGCAUUUAUUACAAUGUCAUCAUCGCUUGGACUCUGUAUUAUUUGUUUGCGACUUUCCGAAAGACUCUGCCUUGGGGUGAAUGUGGAAAUGAGUGGAAUUCUAAUUACUGCAAAAAAGAACGGGUAAUGGAUGCAAAAGUGAACUGCACAGCCAUUGGUCUUCCUGUCAAUUGCACCGGAAGUUACAUCUCUCCAGAGGAAGAAUACUUUAACAAUCACGUACUCAAGUUGUCUGAUGGAAUAGAUCAACCAGGAGAGGUACGUGGAGAGCUUGCGCUUGCUCUACUCGUGGGUUGGAUCGUUGUUUACUUCUGUGUAUGGAAAGGAGUUAAAUCAGUUGGAAAGGUUGUGUACUUUACAGCGCUGUUUCCCUACGUAGUUUUGUUCAUUCUUCUCAUACGAGGUGCUACUUUGGAGGGGGCUGGCGAUGGAGUCCUGUUCUAUUUGAAUCCUGAUUUCUCCAGACUAAAGGAUCCAAAGGUGUGGGUGCAAGCCGCCGGUCAGAUAUUUUAUUCACUCAGUAUCGGCAUGGGAGGACUUCUCACCUACAGCAGUUUUAACAAGUUUAAUAACAAUUGCGAAAGAGACAGCGUGGUGGUGUCACUUAUCAAUUGCCUGACCAGCUUUUUCGCUGGGUUUACCGUCUUCACCAUGAUGGGGUUCAUGGCACACUUACUGAAAACUGAAGUUGGAAAUGCAGUUAAAGGAGGGCCAGGUCUGGUGUUUAUGGCGUUUCCUGAAGGAAUCAAACAGCUUCCAGUGUCUCAACUCUGGGCAUUUCUCUUUUUCUUUAUGUUGUUUAAUCUUGGACUUGACAGCCAGUUUGUUGGCGUGGAAACUUGUACCACAGUUAUUCUGGACUGGUCACCGCGCUUCCGUAAAUACAAGUCUCUUAUUUCCCUUGGCUUGUGUAUCAUCUGUUACAUCCUUGGGCUUGCUCAUGUUACACAGGGUGGAUUGUACGUGUUCGAGAUGUUUGACAUCCAGAGUGGAGGAAUCUCAUUGGUUCUUAUUGCGCUUCUUGAAACAGUCGCUAUUGGAUGGGUGUACGGUAAGGAAAACAAAUUUACAAUCUGCAGGAAAAGGUACAUACAACGGAAAGAAUACCAGAAACUUUGAAUGAAUUCCAUAACUAAACAGUAUUUGCUCAUAACUCUUUUGUGAACUUAAUUUUUUAUUUGCAGCGAAAAAUCAGUCUAGGCACUUUUAAUUAGCCUUUUUUUUCCAAUCUACCACCUCCUAGAAAGUCAUGGCACUUAAUGACUUUCUCUGAGGAAAAUAAAAUGCUGUUUUCCUAAUACUUUUCCAGCUUCUCACUCACCUGUUCUUAUUUGAAACAGGCACUGAAAAAUUCUGCAACAACAUCGAGAGCAUGGUAGGGCAUCGACCAAACAUCUAUUUCAGAUGGUGCUGGAAGUUUAUCUCACCUGUCAUUAUUCUGGUCAUAUUUGUCUGGCAGUGCGUGGAAUGGUCUGGACUGUCACUUGGUGAUUACAAAUAUCCCGUCUGGUCUGAAUUCGUGGGAUGGGGCCUUUGCCUCUCUUCUGUUCUUUGCGUUCCCGGUUACGCCUUAUACAGGCUGCUGACUGAUGACAAAUCGCUCCCACUUAAACAGAGAUUCUUGAACCUGCUUAAGCCUGAUGAAGAAACCAUGAGGAGGAUUGAACAACAAAAUGGAAUACCUUCCAAAACCCAAUUUGCGCUGAUUUAAAGUCGAAAUCCCUGUUUUGCGAUGAGGAAGAAAACUCCAUGUAUAAAGCUUCAUUUAUGAUAGAAAAGUUUUUUUGUAACAUUGUUCAAGUAACGCCAUAACCAAAUAAGCAUUUAGAUGAGCAGUAUCAGGAAGGUUACUGAUUUGGAAAAAAAAUUUAUUUUUCGACAGAAGUAGAUUACCUUCUAAAGGAGAAGUCAACCUUCACAUAUAUACGGAAAUAGGAAAAGGGUUUUUAAGGUUACAAGCACUAAGACUCAAAAGAAAUUUAACAGAAUAUUUUUAUCACA
Molecule: messenger RNA, 2524 nt
Organism: Stylophora pistillata
Lineage: Eukaryota; Metazoa; Cnidaria; Anthozoa; Scleractinia; Pocilloporidae
Product: sodium- and chloride-dependent GABA transporter 1
Biological process (GO): amino acid transport; sodium ion transmembrane transport; nitrogen compound transport
Cellular component (GO): plasma membrane
Source: RefSeq, a predicted model, not a curated record